This is a messenger RNA of Balaenoptera ricei (Rice's whale), 3055 nucleotides long. RefSeq names its product leucine rich repeat LGI family member 3 (gene LGI3). NCBI's taxonomy places the organism in Eukaryota, Metazoa, Chordata, Mammalia, Artiodactyla, Balaenopteridae. Gene Ontology annotation, molecular function: protein binding. The transcript is spliced from 8 exons. The record is from RefSeq and is a predicted model, not a curated record. Gene Ontology annotation, biological process: regulation of exocytosis. Gene Ontology annotation, cellular component: synaptic vesicle. The coding region runs from base 16 to 1662 and encodes 548 amino acids.
GAGCUCGCAGGCAGCAUGGCGGGGCUGCGGGCCAGGCUGGGCUCGGGGCUCGGGCUGCUGGCGCUGUCCACGCUGGGCCUCUGCCUAAUGCUGCAAGUCGGCGCCAAGAGGCCCCCCAAGACGCCCCCGUGCCCGCCCAGCUGCUCCUGCACCAGGGACACCGCCUUCUGCGUGGACUCUAAGGCAGUGCCCAGGAACCUGCCCUCCGAGGUCAUCUCUCUGACGCUGGUGAAUGCUGCCUUUUCGGAGAUCCAGGAUGGAGCAUUUUCCCACCUGCCACUGCUGCAGUUCCUGUUACUCAAUUCCAACAAGUUUACACUGAUUGGAGACAAUGCCUUCACAGGACUGUCUCACCUGCAGUACCUCUUCAUUGAGAACAAUGACAUCUGGGCACUUUCCAAGUUUACCUUCAGAGGACUCAAGUCUUUGACACACCUCUCACUGGCCAACAAUAACCUGCAGACAUUGCCUAGAGACAUCUUUCGGCCCCUGGACAUUCUGAGUGACUUGGACCUGCGGGGCAACUCGCUCAACUGUGACUGCAAGGUGAAAUGGCUGGUGGAGUGGCUGGCACACACCAACACCACGGUGGCGCCCAUCUACUGCGCCAGCCCGCCCCGCUUCCAAGAGCACAAGGUGCAGGAUCUGCCACUGCGGGAGUUCGACUGCAUCACCACAGAUUUCGUGCUGUACCAGACCCUGUCCUUCCCAGCGGUGUCGGCCGAGCCCUUCCUUUACUCCAGUGACCUCUAUUUGGCUUUGGCCCAGCCAGGAGCCAGCGCUUGCACCAUCCUCAAGUGGGACUAUGUUGAAAGGCAGCUUCGAGACUAUGAUAGAAUCCCAGCCCCCUCUGCAGUGCACUGCAAGCCGAUGGUGGUGGACAGCCAGCUGUAUGUGGUGGUGGCCCAGUUGUUUGGUGGCUCUUACAUUUACCACUGGGACCCCAACACCACGCGCUUCACCAAGCUGCAGGACAUCGACCCUCAGCGCGUGCGCAAGCCCAAUGACCUCGAGGCCUUCCGCAUCGAUGGCGACUGGUACUUUGCCGUGGCUGACAGCUCCAAGGCGGGGGCCACCAGCCUCUACCGCUGGCACCAGAACGGCUUCUACUCCCACCAGGCCCUGCAUGCCUGGCACCGUGACACUGACCUGGAAUUUGUAGACGGCGAGGGCAAGCCACGCCUGAUCGUGUCCAGCAGCUCCCAGGCCCCCGUCAUCUAUCAGUGGAGUCGCACCCAGAAGCAGUUUGUGGCCCAGGGCGAGGUGACCCAGGUGCCUGAUGCCCAGGCUGUGAAACACUUCCGCGCAGGUCGCGACAGCUACCUGUGCCUCAGCCGCUACAUCGGCGACUCCAAGAUCCUGCGCUGGGAGGGCACCCGCUUCUCCGAGGUGCAGGCGCUGCCCUCCAGGGGCUCGCUGGCCCUGCAGCCCUUCCUGGUGGGUGGCCGCCGCUACCUGGCGCUGGGCAGCGACUUCUCCUUCACACAGAUCUACCAGUGGGAUGAGGGGCGGCAGAAGUUUGUGCGGUUCCAGGAGCUGGCGGUGCAGGCCCCUCGGGCCUUCUGCUACAUGCCUGCUGGGGACGCCCAGCUGCUCCUGGCCCCCAGCUUCAAGGGACAGACACUUGUGUACCGACACGUGGUGGUGGAUCUCAGUGCCUAGAGGGGGUCCGAGGCCUCUGGGUUCCUCGGGCAGCACUGGAGGCUGGGUGGAGCCUCCAGGUGAGCAGCAUGUUUGCCUGUGUGGACACAUGUAGCCAACCUGCAUACGUGCCCUCACGUACACAUCCCCCCGGUGAGCAUGGACCGUACCGUGGACUCUAGCCCAGGGAUGCCACUUAAUUUUCACUGUAAUCAGCAUGACGUCUUGUAUACGCACCAGACAACCCAGCCCCUGGUGCCCUCCCAUAUGUGGACGCCGGUUCACCCCCCACCACAUCUGCAGCCUCCCUUGCUCUGCUGCCUUCCACAUGCUCUGGCCCAGGGAGGGGUCCUGGGGGGGCUGGAGGCUGAACCGCUCCCUCCUGUUGUUCAGCUUAUCCUUCUGACCCUCUGGUCUUUCCUGUUGGUGCUCCAGGUGUCUGUUUACCUGCUCAUGCUCCGCAUUGCAGCCCAUGGCCACGUCCUUCGUACUGCCGGGUGCGCUCACCCACGCUACCUGCCUUCUGCACGCACACGUGGACACGGACAGACUCCCUCAGUUACACGCACACACACCUGUCUACACUCCCAUCUCCACGUGCACACAUGCAGAUUCAGCGCUGCCUAAAGUGGGUCCCCUCCAUGACCUUGCCUCUCUUCCUGGAGGGGCACAGAGUACCCAUCCUCCUCUGCUCACCCCUGGUGUGCCCACCCUGCAGCUGAAAACGAUUGGAAUGGUGGUGCCAACCUCUGGGCACCAGCUUGACCUCCUGGGGGCAAAGCCCCUCUGCCCGAAGCAAUAACAACAGCUCCAGCAGACCCUGCCGUCUUCCCAGCGCUGUCUCAGUGCUCACUGGAGUUUCCUUCUCUGACCCUGAAUCCAGCUCACUGGUGAACAAGAGACCACCCAGAUGAAAGCCUUUCUGCUUUUCUUUCCUUAGCUGCCCCAGCCUCAGACCACCCCCUGGUUCAGCCCCACCAUUGGGAUACGGACCCUGCACUGUGUUGGCUCCUUUGGGUGCGUCCAAGGGCUGGCCAAGCCAGGGAUGCUGCAAGCACCUGAGGCAUCUGGGCAGGUGCCAGGAGUGGAACUGGGCUGAAGAGCAUCCUGGGGGCCCUGGCGCCCCUCCAAACCACAGAGGCACACCCCAGGAGCACUGCCUUUCAAUGCAAGCUGAGUGCCGCAGGGGGGAGGGAGGGAGGGUCCUGUGGGAGCAGCACCUGGCAGCCAAGCUUCUGCUGCCCUCUGCUGUACGCUGGGAAUAGAGGGCUCUGAGAUGUUAGGCUGGUAGGGAAGGCACAGGGCGGCGAGUCUCUUCCCUCUGCCCAGACUGUGUGGGGACCUCCAGGUAGGAGGAUACCCAGGGGCACUUGGGGACAAUGCUCUGAUUCACUUGCUUCAAAUAAAAAGUUUC